Bemisia tabaci is the source of this 938-nucleotide messenger RNA. The record is from RefSeq and is a predicted model, not a curated record. NCBI's taxonomy places the organism in Eukaryota, Metazoa, Arthropoda, Insecta, Hemiptera, Aleyrodidae.
GAGCGUGCCGUUGUCUGCUGUUCCUUUCCUCGACAGUUGGUGACCAUUCAUGUUUUCUUGGAGCACGGUUCCUCCUGAAAAAAGAUGAAGUUCGCUGAAGCACUGGCGAUGGCUCUGUGGCUAAGCCUCUUUGCACAAAUUCGCUGUGAUUAUUUCAUAGAAAUUGCGAAGCAGGACUCGGAGAAGGUCAAACAUGAACUUGAGAGCGAUUCAGAAUCGGAGAUAGCGGGCGGGCCGUAUGUUUGUAAAACUGUGACCUACACGGGCAAGAACGUCAAGUAUGUAGAGGAAUGCAAGAGCAUUAGAAAGGAGGCGACAACAUAUGUGGAAGAAAAAAAAAAGAGACAUUCUAUCAAAGGUAAGGCGCUAAGGAAGGUACAAUUACUGUCGCACGUGUUCAGACAGGAUGCCAUGAGGCAAUAUCUGCAUGCAAACUUCAUCAUGAUAGGAGAAGCUCAAUUGAGAGCCCAUCAGUGGCUUAAGUUGGACGGCAUAAGUGUGAAAAGAGCUCCUUCGGUGAUUCUAGUGGGCUACCAUCAGAGUACUCUCGAUUCCCCACGGUUCCUCCCUAAAGAUACCUGCGACACUACCGCCGACCUUGCCAACUCCCCUGUGUUUGAGGGGUACCUCCCUGAAGAUGAAGAAAGAAGAGACGAUCACAUUAGGGCACUCACGGGAUUAUUCUGCUGCUCGGACGUGCCUUCAUGCUACCCAAACUACGAGCAUGUUCUAAAGAAGGGGUAUCUCUCCGCUCUCUGGUACAUCAUGAAUACUGCCUUGACGAAUGCAAGGGAAUUUGUGGUGGACACACAGGUAGAAGCAGGCGCAAUCAACCAGGGAACUCUGGAAAGAUACAAAUCAUUCUCCUAUGAUGCGGAGAAAGCCACGGAAGUGAAAGGAGGAGGAGCAAAAGACGGGAAGAAGCUGAGCAAGUCGGA